This is a messenger RNA of Adineta ricciae, 1773 nucleotides long. The record is from the annotation of a GenBank genome assembly. Lineage: Eukaryota; Metazoa; Rotifera; Eurotatoria; Adinetida; Adinetidae.
AUGAACACUGACGAACUAAACGCUGAAUACCGAAAAGCAGCACAGAAGUACAAAAACAUCUCCGAUGCAUCGCGCAAAGAUCCAACAAACUCUUCCCUAGCAGAACAAGUUACCACUUCACGCCAGCGUCUUGAAGAUAUAAAAAAAUGGACAUCGCAAUUGAAGACAGAUGAUGGCCAGAAACGGGCUACGCAGAUGCGGAAGGAGAUCGAUCAACGUAAUUCCCAAAUCGAUCAAGUGAUUGAAUCGAUGAAAUCAUUAGCGGCAGCGGAUAUUUGUUUCCUCGUCGAUUGUACUGGUAGCAUGAGCACAUAUAUUACCGCAGUAAAAACGCAGAUCACUCAAUUAACGGAUACGAUCACGGCGAUGUUUGAUGCUCGCAUUCGUUUGGCUUUUAUUGGCUAUCGAGAUAUCAACGAAAAUAUUGAUCAGUUGGAUUUCACCGAUAAGACCGAUUCGUUUAAAACAUUUUUGGAUGGGGUGCAGGCCAGUGGCGGUGAUGAUAUCUGUGAAGAUGUCUUUAGUGGAUUAGAAACCGUCGCCAAGCUAAACUGGGAAAAUCCUAACCGAAUCCUCAUUCAUAUUUGUGAUGCGCCAUGCCACGGCACUGACUAUCACGAUCUCAAACGCGCUACAGACGAUAAAUAUCCAAACGGUGAUCCGAACAAUCGUACUGCUAAAACGUUACUGGACUCCCUCAAACGACUGAGAAUUACCUACUGUAGCAUUCAAUUAACUGCUGACACCAAGAAAAUGUUCACGAAGUUCAUUUUCAUUUAUGGUCCAAUACACGAGAUCAAUAUUAGUGACCCAGCUGCACUAAUGAAAGAAAUCAGUAAAGAAGCUACUUCUAUCAUCGUAUCGGGUAUCUCGUCAACAAUGUCCGCCUUUCGCAUCAGAAAUAGUACAGUGAAGAACUACACCAUUCGCUCCGAGGAAUCGAAUCCCGUUUACAUAUCAGUCAUCAAAGUUGACGUGACGACACUCCAGCCGCCGACUGAUCUCGCCGACAUUUUUCGACCACUCCGUGAUGAAAAAAGUAGUGGAUCGAUGAAGAUUGCAUUAAAUCCUUUCGGUAAAGGUUCACUUCGUUACGUUUUUCAAGGCGAACUAACUAACGAAGAUCUUUGGUAUACAAAGAUGGUCUACAAAGAAUUUAUCAGUACUGCUCCCGAUAUGAAUACACUUGCAGCCUACCACGAACAACUCGAAAUCCAAGUCAUCUCUCAAUUUCUCGCCAAAACUUUCAACAAGAAGGUGAAAGAGAACCUGAUUCACUAUGUAGAUGCUCACGUGGUUCAACAGAAAUACAAUCCGAUGAAGAUCUAUCAAGUAGAACGACAAUUGAAAGGUCAAUGGUGCAAAUGGAAUAAUAACAGUGGUUACGUCUCUCUACAGAACUUCUCCGCGGCUUUACAAGCAUUCUCACAUUGGACGUAUCAAUAUACAAAUGGUCGUCUGAUGGUCGUCGAUUUGCAAGGUGUGCAAAACGAAGGCGUUUAUCACCUCACAGAUCCAGCCGUACAUUGUGAUAGUUUAUUACGCUUUCAGCACACACGGACCAAUCUUGGCAAUAAGGGCAUGUGCGAAUUUUUUCGUACGCAUGUUUGCAACCAGAUCUGCACCCAACUAGAUCUGAAGACACCUGCAUUCAAAGAUCUCGCACGCGAAAGCCAUAAAAAAUGUACAAGUACUCUCAGGCCAUACCUUCCAGAAAUCAAGGAAGAAGACGCUCCAACGGUGACAACAUUACCAUUCACUCCUGGACGGUGA